AUGUGGGAGGAAUAUUUUAAAGGGUGGUUGAAAGAAAGUGCUCGUAAUGUUAUGAAGCAAUUAGUAAAGUCAAUAAAACAUAAUAGUUCACAAUUUUUCUUAGCUGCUAGUAAGUAUAAAGAUCAUCAUUUUGUUGCACUGAAAUCUCAGAAAAUUUUUACUUGUUGCUUCAGAAAUAGUUUUAUGGAUUUUCUUGUUGAAUUACUUAACAAUAUCUAA
This is a messenger RNA of Clunio marinus, 219 nucleotides long. Lineage: Eukaryota; Metazoa; Arthropoda; Insecta; Diptera; Chironomidae. The record is from the annotation of a GenBank genome assembly.